AUGAUUGUCAAGGCCUGGUCGGAGAAUUUUGAUUUCAGCAAGGAGAUCCUGCAAACCAUUCCAGUGUGGGUGAAAUUUCCAAAUCUCCCUUUGAAUUGCUGGGGAGCUAGAUCUCUAAGCAGAAUUAGCAGUAGAUUAGGGAUCCCAUUGUACGUUGAUGAUUGCACUACUCAGCUGGAUCGAAUUACCUAUGCGCGAGUUUUGAUUGAGAUGGAUAUAACAAAAGAACUCCCAAAAUUCAUCAAAGUAACAGAUCCAAGUGGAAGAGAAUUUAGCCAAAGAGUAGCCUACGAUUGGGUGGUAGAAUUUUGCCAGAGUUGUAGGCAAAUUGGGCAUAGCUGUGGGAAAGAUGAACAACAGAUGCAAAAUAAUAAGGUAAAACAGCAGAAGCAGAGGCAAGAUUGGUUACCAAAAGAAAGAAGCAAUGACAAGGUAGAUCAACAGAUAUCAGUACCUGUCAAGAGCAACCAAAUGGUAAUGACUAAAGAGAUAACCAGUAAAACUGAUGACUCAAAUGCAAGGAUUGAUUGUGGAGAGGGGGAGCAGAGCUGGACAAAAGCAAUAGGGAAGUCUAUAGCUAGAAGCAAGGAGAAAAUGGGGGAGGAUGCAAUUAAAUACCAUUAA
Nicotiana attenuata is the source of this 624-nucleotide messenger RNA. RefSeq lists its product as uncharacterized. Lineage: Eukaryota; Viridiplantae; Streptophyta; Magnoliopsida; Solanales; Solanaceae. The transcript has a single exon. The coding region runs from base 1 to 624 and encodes 207 amino acids. The record is from RefSeq and is a predicted model, not a curated record.